Molecule: messenger RNA, 1183 nt
Organism: Dicrocoelium dendriticum
Lineage: Eukaryota; Metazoa; Platyhelminthes; Trematoda; Plagiorchiida; Dicrocoeliidae
Source: the annotation of a GenBank genome assembly
UCGAUUUGUGGCUGGGAUUGGUGAAAAGGUGCGCGUUGAGAUGAAUUACUUUCAUCUAACCGGUGAAAUGCCCCAUUGUAAUGAAGACUUCUUAGAUGUCUACAUUGAUGUUGCCUCUUCUUCUUUGGAUAUUGAUCGUGAAAGUGCCUUGCUGAGUUAUUUGGCAUCAGGAGAACCUCACACAACAACACCGUUUUCAGCUGCAACCUAUUCAUCCGUGUUGGAUCAGUCAGCAUUAUUAGGUCGAUACUGCGGUGGGCAUUCUUCACAUCGCCCGACUGUGUUCAUCAGUCUACACCGUGAAAUUGUACUAGAUUUCUACGCAAGCACAAACAGAAUUAAUAACAACAGAAUAUACAGCUCGAAACAGACAUAUGGAUUUAACGGUUCUUUCGAAUUUAUCAGCGAUGCUGUUUUCUAUCCAGGACGCGCACUGUCUGCAAAUGAAAUGCGACUUCCAUACAAAUUUCCAACUACUUCGAGCUGCCGUUUUAGAGUUACUAGCAACGCUGAAAGAAUUGUCGACCAGGACUUCAGUUCCCCUCAAUCAUCCGACACAACUGGAGAGCUGAUUUCUCCUACUUAUCCAGGAUUUCAUCCAGAUGGCUUAUUUUGUCUUUAUCAACUGGUCGGUACUCAAACACAAAGGAUCAAUAUUGAUGUGUUAGAUGUGGACUUACCAACACAAGAUUCAACAUGUCCAAUUGAUUAUCUCAAUUUCUAUGAUGGACUCAGCAUGGAGGCGUCAAAAUCUAUACUGGGCACGCCAUUCUGUGGUUCCGGCAAACGUAUCCGCAUUGUGUCCUCUGGCUCGGCUUUCCUGAUCCUUUUUGUAACCGGAACGUGGUCGGCUAUCAGUUGGGAUGAAAGUGGCACUGGCUCACGAUCAAAACGUCAAGGUUUCCGCUUACUGUACCAUUUUUCGGAAACAUUUCUUCCCAUCAGCCUAAAGUACUCAAUGAACCACAUACGCGGAACCGAAUGUGAUUACCUUAUACGGAGCCAUGGACUAACCGAGGCAACGUUUGAGUCACCGACAUCCAAAGGCGGUAGAUUAUUGUAUCCCGACCGGUUAUGCACUUUCUAUUUUAUGGGAACAUUCGAGAGACAAUACUUGGAAACUGUGCGCAUUACUUUCGAUCAUCUCGUCUUGCCAAAGCCAAGCGGUUCCGGUGAGCGGUGA